This is a messenger RNA of Zonotrichia leucophrys gambelii, 1005 nucleotides long. RefSeq names its product nucleoredoxin like 2 (gene NXNL2). Bases 113 to 583 code for a protein of 156 amino acids. NCBI's taxonomy places the organism in Eukaryota, Metazoa, Chordata, Aves, Passeriformes, Passerellidae. Gene Ontology annotation, biological process: sensory perception of smell; photoreceptor cell maintenance; visual perception. The transcript has 2 exons. The record is from RefSeq and is a predicted model, not a curated record.
ACGGUGGCCGUGUGGUGACGGCGGUGUCGCGGCGCUGUGGCGGCGCUGGGGGAAGGAAGGAAGGAAGUAGGGAGGGUCCCCGGGGAGCGCUCGGGCCCGCGGCCGUGCCAGCAUGGUGGAUGUGUUCAGCGGGCGGCUCCUGGUCAGCAAGGACGGCCGCAGCGUGGACCCCGAGGAGGCCCUGCAGAACAAAGUCGUGGGCUUGUACUUCUCCGCCGGCUGGUGCUCGCCGUGCCGCGACUUCACCCCCGUCCUCUGCGACUUCUACACGGAGCUACUGGAGGAGAGCGAGCCGCCCGCCCCCUUCGAGGUCGUCUUCAUCUCCUCCGACCACAGCGCCGAGGAGAUGCUGGGCUACAUGCGCGCCAUGCACGGGGACUGGCUGGCGCUGCCCUUCCACGACCCCUACAAGCAUGAUCUGAAGAAGAAAUACAACAUAACAGCAAUUCCUAAGCUGGUGAUUGUGAAACAAACUGGCGAAGUCAUUACUGACAAGGGAAGAAAGCAGAUCAGAGACAAAGGGCUGUCCUGUUUCCGGAACUGGCUUGAGGGUGCAGAUAUCUUUCAGAAUUUUUCUAGCUAAAAUGUUGUCAAAUAAAAGCAAUAAAAGGCAUAGUGGAAAAGUUGGUAGAGCUCUGAAAAGACUCUUGCUUUGUUCGGAAUGAGAAGGGUAAGACUUAUUUACCUUUGCUUAUAAACAAAUUUUGGAUUUGACUUGAAAACCAAUUAUUCCAGUGUCAUAAAAUGCAAUUAUUGUUGUAUUGUUCUAUCUGUGAUAUUUAAUAUGAAACACAAUGUUCCAAAUAAUACUAAAGAACUUCAGAAGAAUCAGCUGUUUAGACAGUAAUAAUAGAAACGUUUGAAAUCUAUGCAAACACUUACUUUGCUAAGUCAACACAGUAAAAAUAAAUGCAAAAAAACUAUUUAUUGAUGACUUUUUUUAGGUGAUUAGCACAUUUUAUUAAGAAAAUGAAACUGUUUGCUUUAAUAAAUAACUGUUUAUGA